Molecule: messenger RNA, 772 nt
Organism: Capsella rubella
Lineage: Eukaryota; Viridiplantae; Streptophyta; Magnoliopsida; Brassicales; Brassicaceae
Exons: 2
Coding region: 1-747 (248 amino acids)
Molecular function (GO): RNA-DNA hybrid ribonuclease activity; nucleic acid binding
Source: RefSeq, a predicted model, not a curated record
AUGAACUUCGACGGCGGCUCAGUGAUUCCCGGUGCCGCUAAAGAAACACUCAAUGCGGAACCUCAGUUUCAUAAGCUUUACUUUAAUAGUUUUGUAUGCGUAGAGAGAGUGGUGGUCCAGAGCGAAAAGCCGGUCACAACUACUAGAUUUGAGGUUUCAAUCUACGACCACAAGGACUAUCUGGUAUUGAAGACUAAUGGACUGCUGCGUGACCACUACGUGACUUCCACAGAGGCUCAUGUUAGGGCUUUAAUGCGUGGCCUAGAAGAAACCACUAAACUAGGGAUCAAUCACGUUUCUAUAUACUGCCGUCUCCCUCAGAUUUUCAAAUACCUAUCGAAUAUAUCGAAUCCCAAAGAGAAAAAGAUUGCUUUGCUGAUGGAUGAUGUGAGAGUUAUGAGGAAGCAAUUCAUGUCUUGCAAUCUUGUUAAGAUGUUCGAUGAGAGUACUACCAAUCAUAGGGGAUUCGCUAAAAAAGAGACUUGCCAAAUCUGUUUCGACGACGUUGAUCAUGAUCUAAUGUUCUCUGCUUGUGUACACGGCCAUAGAUUUUGCUUAGCUUGUGUGAAAUCACAUAUCGAAGUGAAGCUUCUUGAUCGAAAGAUACCGACAUGUCCUCAGCAUCUCUGCAAGUCUCACCUAUAUAUGGAUAGAUGUGGCGAGAUAUUGAAUGAAAAGCUGCGUUUGAUGUGGAAGCCGAUGACUAGGGAGUAUUCAAUUCCUUAUAACCAGAGAAUUUGGACGUAGGACAUGCUUCAACUGCGGUGGCGAC